Molecule: messenger RNA, 2848 nt
Organism: Sinocyclocheilus grahami
Lineage: Eukaryota; Metazoa; Chordata; Actinopteri; Cypriniformes; Cyprinidae
Product: LIM domain-binding protein 1-like
Exons: 11
Coding region: 406-1593 (395 amino acids)
Source: RefSeq, a predicted model, not a curated record
AUAGAGAACCCCUGACCUUUAACCUGACACCUCAUCAGCCAUUGGCAGCAAGACGCCAACCUAUUACUACAGCGCUAAAAGCUGCUCUGUCAUGUGUGGUGGUGCAAACAUCUGAUCCCAGAGAGAGCUGAGAACACAAAUGUAAAAGGAAACAGGUGAUGAAGCGUCUUUUUCUGUCUUUGUACUCACUGUUCGUCUCUCAGAAGAGGAGAACCUGAACGUGUGUGCAGAAAAACGGAGAAACUGAGAGCUGAAACAUGACAGAACGACACGGGAGAAACAACCGGCUUUGACAAAGAUCACAGCUGUACAGAGACGCCCAUGUGAGCAGCAGCAGCAGCAGGAGAAUCUCAUCGUCUCUGUUCCAGCGUUCGGCCGUGGCUCCGGAGACGGUGAUGUGAGAAGAUGUCGGUGGGAGGCUGCGCGUGUCCCGGCUGUUCCUCCAAGUCGUUCAAGCUGUACUCCCCAAAGGAGCCCCCCAACGGAAGCGCUUUCCCCCCCUUCCACCCCGGCACCAUGCUGGACAGAGACGUGGGGAGACACACACCUUACGGGAAUCAGACAGACUACAGGAUAUUUGAACUCAACAAACGGCUUCAGAACUGGACAGAGGAGUGUGAUAAUCUGUGGUGGGAUGCUUUCACUACUGAGUUCUUUGAGGAUGACGCUAUGCUCACCAUCACGUUUUGUCUGGAGGACGGUCCUAAACGAUACACAAUCGGCCGGACGCUGAUUCCUCGUUACUUCAGGAGUGUGUUUGAAGGCGGCGCCACUGAGCUCUACUACAUUCUCAAACACCCUAAAGAGUCCUUCCACAGCAACUUUGUAUCUCUGGACUGUGAUCAGUGUACGAUGGUCACGCAGAACGGCAAACCCAUGUUCACACAGGUGUGUGUGGAGGGCCGUCUGUACCUGGAGUUCAUGUUCGAUGACAUGAUGAGAAUAAAGACGUGGCAUUUCAGCAUCCGGCAGCACAGGGAGCUCAUUCCCCGCAGCAUCCUGGCCAUGCAUGCUCAGGACCCGCAGAUGUUGGAUCAGCUGUCCAAAAACAUCACCAGAUGUGGCCUGUCAAACUCCACCCUCAACUACCUCCGAUUGUGUGUGAUCCUGGAGCCCAUGCAGGAGCUGAUGUCCAGACACAAGACGUACAGUCUGAGUCCCAGAGACUGUCUGAAGACGUGUCUGUUCCAGAAGUGGCAGAGGAUGGUGGCUCCUCCAGCUGAGCCGGCCAGACAGGCGCCGAGUAAGAGACGGAAGCGCAAGAUGUCAGGCGGCAGCAACAUGAGCGCCGGCGGCGGGACCAAUAACAACAGCAAGAAGAAGAGCCCAGCAAACAGUUUCCCGCUGUCCAGUCAGGUCCCAGACGUGAUGGUGGUGGGCGAGCCCACGCUGAUGGGAGGAGAGUUCGGGGACGAGGACGAGCGUCUGAUCACGCGGCUGGAGAACACACAGUUCGACGCGGCUAACGGCAUCGACGACGAGGACAGCUUUAACAACUCGCCCGCGCUGGGAGCCAACAGCCCCUGGAACAACAAGCCUCCAUCCAGCCAGGAGGGCAAGAACGACAACCCCACCUCACAGGCGUCUCAGUGAGACUCGGGCUGGGGGCGGAGCCGGAGGCGGGGCCAGGGGCGGAGGUGCGGUCGACUCAUCCGUCUACCUGCAGUAGCUGGUCUUCCUGUCAGCAGAGGAAGUGCACCUGGAGGACCAGAGAGGAGCGGCACACCUCAACAGAAACCGUUUCUCGACACAGGACAGUUUUUAUUCACACGCUCGUGGUUUUGUUGGUGAUUUAUGAGGAGCCUGUAGAUAGUUCAUAUGUUUAAGUUAAGACGAAGCGGAGAGAUCGGACCACGUAAAACGCCAACAAGACCAAGACAUAUCCAGCUCCUGUUUCACUCACAAGAAAUUAAAUUUUGCAUGAGGAAAAUAUUUAAAAAAAAUAAUAAUAAUUUUCAGUUUUAAUACUGUUUUUGUAUGGAAGCUCGUCUCCGCCACUGAAUACAAAAAUAAAACUUUUAAUCUCACUUUUCUCAGAUUUAGUGAUAUAAACUCACAAUUGUAAGAAAAUAGUAUUUUUUUCCCCCUCUGAAUUGGACUUCAUAACUUGCAAUCGCGAGUUUAGAUCUAAAUUCUGAGAAACGUCAGCAUUGCAAGAAAGUCAAAACGGUGAGAUCUUAACUCGCAAUCGCAAGAAAAGAUCAGAAAUGCCAGGGAAAAGUCGCAAAUUCUUUAUUUAGUGGCGAAACAAGCUUCCGUAGUUUUGCUACUUCAUUGCAAUGAGAGAAUUUUUAAAAAAUGUUAUUCGGCGUAAAUCAAAACACUAGCGUUCUUAUUCUCUCGUUUUGCAUUACAGUGAUGAGAUGCAGGGAAAUGUUUAAUCAUCAUUUCAAUGCAACAAAAUAGACUAGAUAUUUUCUUUCAGCAAAAUGUCAUUUCUUAUUUUUUGGAUGGAAACGUCAAACACCGCAGAUUAAUUUCCACAGUCUCGCAUCUUCCUCUGAUUGCUGGAGGAUGUUUAAUAUCACGCGUUUUGGAGAAUUUUAUCCGUGUUUUAUACCAGCCUCUAUUUCCCUCGAAUGUUUUGUUUUAUUUUUAAUUUUUUGUACCCGAUGUUGAAAGCUGCAAACCAAGGAGUAACUGAACCGUCGAGGUCCUUAAAGAUUUCAAGCCUCAGAUUCUAUUGGUUUGUCUUAUGUUUAAAGAGAGUGGUUUAGCGUGGGCUCUGAUUGGUUUUCGUGUACUUGUGCUUGUAUAUUUAAGGUAGUAGCAGAGUUCUGUAUAACUGUAUUGAGAUGUAUUCCUCCUUAGAGUUACAUAAAGCCAUUCUGAUCUAACGUGUACAAAA